Musca vetustissima is the source of this 3255-nucleotide messenger RNA. RefSeq names its product phospholipid-transporting ATPase IF-like. Gene Ontology annotation, biological process: phospholipid translocation. Lineage: Eukaryota; Metazoa; Arthropoda; Insecta; Diptera; Muscidae. Gene Ontology annotation, cellular component: plasma membrane; endoplasmic reticulum; trans-Golgi network. Gene Ontology annotation, molecular function: magnesium ion binding; ATP hydrolysis activity; ATPase-coupled intramembrane lipid carrier activity. Bases 1 to 3255 code for a protein of 1084 amino acids. The transcript has 10 exons. The record is from RefSeq and is a predicted model, not a curated record.
AUGGUAAAAAUCCUGUGUGUUACCCGAGUCAGUGUUGUUGAGGACUCUUUGAAAAUACCGAUUGGUGGUAAUGAUGGUGUUGACAGGAAACGUCGUCGGAAUAAACCAAAUCAUGUAAAAACAACAAAAUAUAGUUUGUUAACAUUUUUACCCCUAAAUAUGUUAGAACAAUUUCGUCGAAUUGCUAAUGUUUAUUUUUUGAUAAUGACAAUUGCAUCGUUUUUAAUUGAUAGUCCCGUAUCUCCUAUGACUGCUCUGGUACCAUUACUAUUCGUAAUAAUUGUUACAGCAGUAAAACAAGCCUAUGAAGAUUUUCUUCGUCAUAAGUCGGAUAAUAAAGUGAAUUGUGCUAAAGUCACCAUAAUUAGUAAAGGAGUUAAGAAAGAAAUUCAAUCACAAUAUGUGACACCAGGAGAUUUGGUCUAUGUCCAACGUGAUUGUGAUAUACCCUGUGAUUUGGUGCUGUUAUCAUCCUCCGAUUCCCGUAGAAAAUGUUUUGUAACCACUGCUAAUUUAGAUGGCGAGUCAAAUUUGAAAACAUUACAUGUACCCAAGGACCUACCAGAAAUUGAUUUUAAUAAUUUCCAAAAUGUCGGUAUUAUAGAAUGCGAAAGCCCCCAAACGGAUCUUUAUAGUUUUAAUGGAAAAAUUGAAUUACCAAAUGCUGCCACCUUGCCACUAUCAUCCGAAAAUAUUUUAUUGCGGGGUUCAAGACUCAAAAACACGGAAUGGAUUAUUGGUUGUGCCGUCUACACCGGAAUGUCUACAAAAUUACAAUUAAAUUCACGACUGACGCGAAGUAAAUUCGCCUCGAGUGAAAUAUAUUUGAAUCGUUUCUUGGUCUUCAUUGUAAUACUGAUGAUUGCGAUUGUAACCGUAUUGUAUUUUUUGAAAAGUGAAACAGAAUUGAAUGUAGUUCCCGGGAUGUCAUAUUUGGGCUUACCCAUUGAUGUUUAUGAUUUCAAACAAUUCUUUCAAGAUUAUAUGUCAUUUUUGGUAUUAUUUAAGUAUUUAAUACCAAUAUCGAUGUAUGUCACAAUUGAGUUGUAUCGCGUUAUGGCUGGUCAAUUUAUACGCUGGGAUAUAGAACUGUACGAUGCGGAGAUUGAUGAACCGUGUAUGGUGAAUACAACGAAUUUGAAUGAAGAAUUGGGUCAAAUAAAUAUGAUAUUUUCGGACAAAACUGGUACUUUGACGAAGAAUGAAAUGGUGUUGCAACAGUGUUCCAUUGGUGGAAGGAAAUAUUUUUAUAGGGGGAAUUAUUUGGAGGAGGAAGGUGGUGCGAAGGAGAUGGUGGAUUUCAACAUAUUUGAUGAUCAUCAUAAGAACUUCUUGCAAGCCCUUUCUAUCUGCCAUACAGUUCAGGUUGUUGGCCAACCAAUGCACAUUCCUUUGGAAGGGAUGAAUAAAUCAAAAAGUACAGAGAAAACAAUGAACGAAACCACGAUUACCGCCAUGAAAACUGAAGAAAUAAUCAGAAAUUUAGAUUACCAAGCCUCCAGUGCCGAUGAGAGAGCCCUAGUUGAGGCUUGUGCCCAAUUGGGUUUUAUUUUCAUUGGUGAUGAUAAUGAAAGUUUAAAAAUUCAUAACAAUUCACACCUCUCGGAUGAACUUCAUUUCCAUCGAUUACAUAUAUUGGAAUUUACCUCCGAACGUAAACGAAUGAGUGUUGUAGUCAAAGAUAAAAAUGACUCAAUAUGGAUUUAUACAAAGGGUGCUGAGAGUAGUGUAUUUCCUUUGUGCGAUCAACAAUCGCUGGAUGUGAUUUCACAAACCAAUUCACAUAUAAUGGAUUUUGCCCAGCAAGGUCUACGGACAUUGGCAAUUGCUCGGCGUAAAAUUGAUGACAAAGAAUAUGAGAAAUUUUUAAUGGAGUGGGAAAGGGCAAAUAUUUCGUUGGGUAAUCGAAAGGAGUUAAGUGAGAAGUGUUAUGCCAUUCUGGAGAGGGAUUUAGAACUCCUGGGGGCAACAGCCGUCGAAGAUGCCCUGCAAGAGGACGUUGCUGAAACACUAAAAUCUUUACAAAUAGCUGGUAUCAAAAUAUGGGUUCUGACCGGAGAUAAAAUGGAAACUGCACUCAAUAUUGGCAUAUCAUGUGGACACAUUAAACUUACUUCCUACAGAUAUACCAUCAGUAAUUGUCGAGACAGGGAAGCCAUUUCAUACCACCUGACAACGCUACAACAUGAAAUCGAAUUUAGAAAAAAUCAAGAGUGUUCCCUCCUCAUUGAUGGUGACAGCUUAGCUACGGCUUUAGCUGAGGCACCCAACGAAUUUCGCAUUGCUGCAAUUAAAUGUUCAGCCGUUUUAUGCUGUCGCCUAAGUCCAUUACAAAAAAGUCAAGUGGUUGCGUUAAUAAAAAAUGCUCCCGAACAAUAUAUUACCGCAGCCAUUGGUGAUGGUGCGAAUGAUGUUAGUAUGUUGCAGGAGGCACAUGUUGGUAUUGGUGUAAUGGGUAGGGAGGGAUGUCAGGCAGCACAAUGUUCUGAUUUUGCUAUUGGCAAAUUUUUUAUGCUACAACGAUUGCUGCUCGUUCAUGGUCAUUAUCAGACACAACGUUUAUCAUUGCUGCUUUUGUAUUUCUUCUAUAAGAAUGUCUUCCUUAUGAGCAUCAUUUUCCUGUUUCAAUUCUAUACGCUAUAUUCAACAACAGCUCCCUACGAUUCUUUGCCAAUGACAUUGUAUAAUAUUAUAUAUACCACAUUGCCGAUAUUGUUUAUAUCGUUAACGGAAAAGCCUUACAAGGAGGAGGAGUUAAUGAGAAAUCCCGAACUCUAUCGUAAAAACACCAAAAAUAAGCAACUACAAUGGCCAACAUUUUUAGAAUGGAUUUUCUUUGGUCUUUAUCAUUCGAUCAUUUGUUUCUAUUUUGCCUCGUGGAUAUUCUCUGGCAAUGAUGUUAUAUUGAAUGGUGGUCAAACUGCAGAUUUUGCCUGCUAUUGUGCCUUGCUGCUACACAUUGUUAUCAUUGUGGUUAAUUUGAAAAUAUGGUUGGAAUCUCAAUAUGUUACCUAUUGGUAUAUUGGAACAAUUAUUUUGUCGAUAUUGGCAUAUUUUCUUACAACGUUUCUGUAUAACUUUUGGAAUCAUCAUUAUGAUACCAAUAUCUAUGGAGCAUAUAAUAAACUUCUGGCCUCCAUACCAGUGUGGUUGUUUUGUGUUAUUACCACAGUGUCCUGUUUGCUGCCUGACUUUGUUGUUCGAGUGCUUAGACAGACUUUUAAUUUUUCACGUGAAAAUAAAGUUGUGUGCUGA